Molecule: messenger RNA, 1185 nt
Organism: Helianthus annuus (common sunflower)
Lineage: Eukaryota; Viridiplantae; Streptophyta; Magnoliopsida; Asterales; Asteraceae
Product: probable WRKY transcription factor 53
Exons: 3
Coding region: 1-927 (308 amino acids)
Biological process (GO): regulation of DNA-templated transcription
Cellular component (GO): nucleus
Molecular function (GO): transcription cis-regulatory region binding; DNA-binding transcription factor activity
Source: RefSeq, a predicted model, not a curated record
AUGGACACUAGUGCUUGUAUUAUCAAUGAGUUAAUACAAGGGAAGGAGUUUGCCAUGCACCUAAAGUCCAUUUUGAGCUCAGAAUCUUCCUCUGAAACAAAACAUGUUUUGAUACACCAAAUCAUAUCAUCAUAUGAUAGAGCUUUGUUGAUGGUCAACCAGGGCGAAAUGCCCGAGUCAUCGGUUUCCCUUGAUGAGAGCCCACAUAGCCGGGAUUUCAAUCAACCAUUUGAUAAUCAACAAGAGGAUAACGAUGUAUCUAAGAAGAGGAAGGCAAUGCCAACAUGGCGAAACCAAAUUAGAAUCUCGACAGAGAAUGGAUUGGAGGGAAACACUGAUGACGGUUAUAGUUGGAGGAAGUACGGACAAAAAGACAUUUUGGGCUCUAAAUUUCCAAGAAGCUAUUAUAGAUGCACAUACCGUUACAUCCAUCACUGCAUGGCAAGAAAACAAGUGCAGCGAACAAACGAGGACCCAACGGUGUUUGAGAUCACUUACAAAGGGCAACACUCUUGCAACCCCACCACUACACCACCGGUUGCACCGCCACACUCACCUGAAAAACAUGAUCCGACCGAACAAAACAACCACCAACUACCAUUAGCAAGAGUUGGCACCUCAGAAUCAGAUAUAACGGUUCCAACAUUUUCAUUCCCUUCAGCGUCAUUCGGAUCCAUCGAAAACUACCAACAAUCUCAUCUUUUAACCGAUCACAACGAUUUGCAACCAUAUUCAUCUUCUUUUAUCUCACCAGCCACAUCCGGGUCAAACUACUUGACAGAAUGUGGUAGCUAUUUCCAACAUCAUGAUCAUGACUCAAAUAUGUCAGGAAGAAUUACUGCUACUUCAACUACUGAUUCUCCAUUUGUUGACCCACAGGAUCUUAGCCAAAGUUUCCCAUUUAACAACUCAGGAUAUUUUAUGUGAUCCAUUUGAAUGAAUAUUCCACUCACAAGAAAAGUGAUGACCAUGAAAAAGAAUUAUUAAAUAGAAAUAAGUUUGUUUGUACCAAUAAAAGCAUCAAGAACCAUGCUUGUACCAAUAGAAGUGUAUGAUUUAGGAUAAAAAAAGAACUUCUAGAAAUUAUUUAUAUAAAAUGUCAAUUUUUUUUUAAUGUUUAGAGGGUAAUUCAAUAGGUCUAGGAUAUUGAAAAUGAACUUGAUGAAAGGAAAUUAUAUUAAAGUU